Platichthys flesus (European flounder) is the source of this 2094-nucleotide messenger RNA. RefSeq names its product ST8 alpha-N-acetyl-neuraminide alpha-2,8-sialyltransferase 1 (gene st8sia1). The transcript is spliced from 5 exons. The coding region runs from base 503 to 1495 and encodes 330 amino acids. The record is from RefSeq and is a predicted model, not a curated record. NCBI's taxonomy places the organism in Eukaryota, Metazoa, Chordata, Actinopteri, Pleuronectiformes, Pleuronectidae. Gene Ontology annotation, biological process: oligosaccharide metabolic process; N-glycan processing. Gene Ontology annotation, molecular function: alpha-N-acetylneuraminate alpha-2,8-sialyltransferase activity.
GCCCGGUUCAGUAGCACCAGACCCUGCAGCAGGACGGUGGAGGACCGGGGAGAGAAAGCGGACUAUCGGGGUGCACGGUGGGACAUCCGGACCGGUUUGCAGCGGGGACUGGCCCCCCCCACACCCCCACAUGGUCGCUCGCAGUCCGCGGGAUUGUGAUGAUGCUGAUGCGCGCAGGGCAGAGACAGACGCACCGCGCCGCAAACCCGCAAACGUGCGUGAGACGCCGCUGCAGGGAUUCACGCUUUCCUCCAUCACACCCUCACCGACAGAAACCCGGAUUCCCUGACCGGUGCAUGAGCCCGACAACCGGGUAACGCACCAUCCCUCUGCAGCCCCACUCGUACCCCACCCUGUCUGCGGAGUGAGGCAGGGGGGCUCGCAGCGGACGGGGUCACCAGUUUGAACCGACCCCUUUCAUUUGUCUUUUUGUUACCGCACCUGCUUGGAUGUGCACGCACCGCUGGUUCUGAGUCGUGUGUUUGAGAGCAGAGAGGGAACGAUGCUGGUGCGAUGCUACCGGGGCAAGCCCGCCGUGUGGGCCGCCCUGUUCGUGCUGGUCCUCUGCUGGUUCUACAUUUUCCCCGUGUACAGGGUGCCCAGCGAUACGGAGAUAGUGGACGAGGUGCUGAGGCAGGGCGGAGUGUGGGAGAAGAACCAGACGGGCAUCGAUCUGUACAGGAAGUUGUUGACGGACUGCUGUGAUCCACGGAGGAACUUCGCCGUCACCAAGGAGAACUCGCCGAUGGGGAAGGUCCUGUGGUACGACGGCGAGUUCUACCACUCGCACACGGUCAACAACGAGACCUACCCGCUCUUUGUGCAGCGCAACCCUCUGCAGUUCCCCUUGAAGAAGUGCGCGGUGGUGGGCAACAGCGGCAUCCUCCGACACAGCAAAUGCGGGCAGCACAUUGACCGGGCCGACUUCAUUCUGAGGUGUAACCUUCCACCGCUCUCAAAGGACUACGUGGAGGACGUGGGAACCCGAACACACCUGGUAACCGCCAACCCCAGCAUCAUAGAGAAAAGGUUUCAGAACCUCCUGUGGUCGAGGAAGGCCUUCGUGGACAGCAUGAAGGUCUACGGCUCCAGCUACAUGUACAUGCCGGCGUUCUCCAUGAAGCCCUGCACCGACCUGUCUCUGCGGGCAUCUUACGCCCUGGCAGACUCCUCGUCCAACCUCACCAUGCUCUUCGCCAACCCAGAGUUCCUGCGCACGGUGGGCAAAUUCUGGAAAGCCCGUGGCGUGCACGCCAAGCGCCUCUCCACGGGGCUCUUCCUGAUCAGCCUGGCCCUGGGGCUGUGCGAGGAGGUGACGGCCUACGGCUUCUGGCCGUUCGCCAUUGGCCUGGACGGGAAGCCGGUCAGCCACCACUACUACGACAACAUCCUGCCCUACAAGUGGUUCCACACCAUGCCCGAGGAGUUCGUCCAGCUCUGGCACUUGCACCAAAGCGGCACGCUGCGCUUGAGGCUGGAACACUGCCCCCCUUAGAGAGGAGGAGGGAGCCGGAAAAGAUGGCGGUCCGUUGAGGUUCGGCUGGUUAGAGGACGCAGAGUGAGAUGUUUGGGUUGUGAAUCGGCAGGAAGUUGUUGUCAUGAUGCACAUGGAUGCAAACACAAUUUCCUCUGAGGAACCUCAGCGCUGCAACUGAGUCCGUUCACGAUGCUGCUGUGCCACCAAGAUCAUCCCUAAUUAUAAUGAGAAUGUCCCCCACCCGGACCAGAAGCAUCAGGGACAGAGAAUACACUGACACAGGCAAACACACACACACACACACACAAACACUGACAUGCACACACUCUCCAAAAAAACCUUGACGAAGCCGUACCUCAACCCCUUGUCUCUGAAAUGGGUGUGUGUCUGUGUGUGUGCGUGGAUGUGUGUUUUUUAUGGAAAGCCCCUCGAGUGGGGCACAGAAAGGUGAAAGUGUGCAGGGCCGGGUGUUUGGGGGGAUGGGGUCUUUUUUUUCGGUCUGUGUGACUGUAUCUGACUGUCAUAUGGGGCAGCUGGACCAAAUCCCCCUCUGGGUCUUUUGUUAAACAGAGACAGAAGGAGUGGAGGAGUGUGUGUGUGGGGGGGGGGGGGGGUUG